Molecule: messenger RNA, 491 nt
Organism: Racocetra persica
Lineage: Eukaryota; Fungi; Glomeromycota; Glomeromycetes; Diversisporales; Gigasporaceae
Source: the annotation of a GenBank genome assembly
UUGUUAUUAAAUACUAUUUGUGGUGCAGCAUCCUUUAAAAAUCUUAGAACAGUUGAUAGAGAUAAAUGCUUAAAUGAAGCUAAAUCAAUUCAAUCCGGAAAAAAGUAUAUUACAGCUUUUACUAAUGAUAUACUUUAUCAAGUCAAUCAAGAAACUAAAAGCAGCAUUGCAUUUGCACUUCAUGAUAUUUAUGUACGAAACAGUACCUUGCAUUAUUUAGAGUUAAUACUAUUCAAACAAGAAGCAAGCCUAAAAAAUUUUUCUAAUAUGCCAAUUCCCGAACUGUUAACACAACAACCUUUACAAUACUUGAAGCAGAAAGCUAUUUUUGAUACUAUUGUUUUAGCAAUUGAACGUGAAGAAGGAAUGCAUAAAAUUCUUGCUCCAAAAAAUGCUGAUGUUGAUUUGGUUAAUAAAAUUGUUAUGGGACUAUGUUUAAGCAAAGCGUAUGAAUACUUGAGCGCAGAUGCUAUUGUUAAGACAACUGAAGA